Molecule: messenger RNA, 1638 nt
Organism: Ilex paraguariensis (yerba mate)
Lineage: Eukaryota; Viridiplantae; Streptophyta; Magnoliopsida; Aquifoliales; Aquifoliaceae
Source: the annotation of a GenBank genome assembly
AUGGGUUUCUUGAGCACUUUUCUGGGACUCCUUGGUUUUGGAUUUGGAAUCCCAAUUGGUCUUUUUAUUGGGUUUUACUUCUUCGUUUACUCUAAGCCCAAAGAUUCAGAGGAUCCAGUCGUUAGGCCACUUCAAGAGCUAGAUACAACUUCAUUACAAGAUAUCAUGCCUGAGAUUCCACUAUGGGUGAAGAAUCCGGAUUAUGAUCGAGUGGACUGGGUAAACAAAUUCCUUUUGGAUAUGUGGCCUUACCUUGACGAGGCAAUUUGUGGCACAAUAAGAAGCAUGGCCCAACCUAUAUUUGCAGAGUACAUAGGGAAGUUUCAGAUAGAAUCUAUAGAGUUUGAGAAUUUAAGUCUUGGGAAUCUUCCUCCAACAAUUCAAGGUCUGAAAACAUAUGAGACAAAUGAGAAAGAACUAGUCAUGGAACCAUCAAUCAAGUGGGCUGGCAAUUCAAAUAUAGUUGUGGCAUUGAAAUUGUUGUCUCUGCGAAUUACGAUUCAGUUGGUGGAUUUACAAGUAUUUGCGGCACCAAGAAUAUCUCUGAAACCUCUUGUGUCUACCUUUCCGUGCUUUGCAAAAAUAGUUGUAUCUUUGAUGGAUAAGCCACACGUAGACUUUGGAAUGAGAGUUCUGGGUGGGGACAUCAUGUCAGUACCUGGCCUAUACCGAUUUGUUCAGGAGACUAUUAAAAAACAAGUUGCAAGUCUAUACCUCUGGCCCCAUUCUCUUGAAAUCCCUAUUCUUGAUGCUUCAACGGUGGCUGUAAAGAAGCCCGUGGGAAUAUUGCAUGUGAAAGUAGUACGGGCAAUGAAACUAUUGAAGAUGGAUUUUCUGGGACUAUCCGAUCCUUAUGUUAAGCUCAGUCUGAGUCAAGAGAGGCUACCAUCAAAGAAAACUACCAUCAAGAAGAAGACCUUGAAUCCUGAGUGGAAUGAGGAUUUUAAGCUUAUUGUGAAAGAACCCGAGUCUCAGAUGUUAAAUAUUCAUGUCUAUGACUGGGACAAGGUUGGAGCACAUGACAAGUUGGGAUCGCAAGUAGUUCCUUUGAAAGUGUUAACACCCCAUGAGACAAAGGAACUUACUCUCGAUUUGCUUAAGAACACGGAUAUAAGUGAUCAUCAAGAGAAGAAGCACAGAGGUCAGAUUGUGCUUGAACUGACAUAUGAUCCUUUCAAAGAUGAUAAUGAUGGGUUCAGUGAGCCGUUAGAUGGAUUUGUAAGAAAGGAAAGUGGAAAUUAUGGUGCGUCCGGCAGUGACAGCCCCGAUGGAGCAGGUUUACUUAUGGUUACUGUCCAAGGAGCUGAGGGUGUAGAGGGGGAGCGUCACAACAAUCCAUACGCGUUAAUACUAUUUAAAGGAGAAAAGAAGAAAUCAAAAAUGAUAAGAAGAACUCGUGACCCGAUUUGGAAUGAAGAGUUCCAAUUUAUGCUUGAAGAGCCUCCAGUGAGCGAGAAAAUUCAUAUCAAAGUAAUGAGCAAGCGGACAGGAAUUGGUUUCCGAUCAAAGGAGUCAUUGGGACAUGUUGAAAUUAACCUUGCCGAUGUUGUGCACAAUGGACGCAUUAAUGAGAAAUACCAUCUGAUAGAUUCAAAGAAUGGGGUUAUUCAUGUUGAGUUGGGGUGGAAGACCAUUUGA